UCCAGGCCUUGCUUAGACUAACAUCAAACAUUCAAAUAUCCGUGCUUUGCCAGAGACAUGGACAUAGCAGUCACGGUGGACUUUUCCUUCGCAGCGACAGACGGCAACAAACACUACAAGGAAAGGAAAUAUUAUAGUCAAAUAUGAACAGAAUAUGCUACCUUCACUUUUCGGAUGGUUUGAACUUUUAUCCGUGAAUUGUUGAUACUACAGCGAAAGGGUGUCCGCACCUUCAGUUAGCGCGACAGCUUCACUACCCAGCUAGCCAGAUGGGUUGCCAAUGCUGUAAGAUGAUUAAAAGGAAUAGGGACCCGGCGGAGAGCUCUCUCUAUCAGCCCCACCACCUCCCAGCAGACAGCGGGGACCAGUCCAACAACAAGCAGAAGCAGGUCUUCCACAACCUGGGCUUCAGCAACAGCAACAAGCACAACGAUGGAGAAGAUGGAGGAGGACUAGGCCUCAAGCUGGAGAUCGACAACAACCAGAUCAACAGGCUUCACGCCGUGCCCGCCAACCCAGAGAGGGGGCAGGGAGUCAAGCCUUGGGCAGGGGAGGGUGGUGGUGGUGGUGGUGGGGGUCUGUAUAUCCUCCAUCCAGAGGGCCAGGUUCCAAGACGAGAUCCAUCUAAGGGCCCCAGCCAAGUCCCAAUCUACCCUAACACACUCUCCCUGGAUCAUAGUCACCAUCUGACACAUUUGGGUGACAAUGACUCCCACAAGAUUAGGAUGUUCCGAAAUAGCUCGGACCCCUCCUGGCCCGGUGUGAGGUGCUACACCUCGUUGACGGAUGAGCUGGAUGAGGGGGUGGGUGGCACACCUGAGUACAUGUGCGACACAGGGGAUGAGGAGAGCGUCCUGUCUGCGGAUAUUCCAACUAGUACAACUAGCCUGUCCUCGGCAGACACGAAGGAUGAUAGGAGUGCGCCGGACGCCACUACCGUAGAGAGCGGGAGCGGGAUCUCGGUGACGAAGAGCGAAGAUGAGGGACGGGAAGAAGAUGACGUGCAUCACGUCACAGACUCUAUGGUGGCGGAAGCUCUAGCAGCUCUAGAUGCAGCAACCGCCGGGGAGGACUGUGAGGACUAACUCUUUAAAAACUCUUAAAUAUUUUCUACAAGGCCUCUUACUAUUCCAAAAAGCACAAUCUAACUUCGAUAUCUAUUCAGCUUCAAUAUCUGCUGGGGUGAACAGAAGGAGAUUUAUUUUUACUAAAAUAUGGAUUUUUUUUUUUAACAUAGUGUAGAUCAUGCAUAUUUGUCUAGUGAGUCACAUGGGCAUGCAGUACCAGUCAAAAGUUUCUUUAUUUUUACUAUUUUCUACAUUAUAGAAUAAUAGUGUAGACAUCAAA
Messenger RNA from Salvelinus sp. IW2-2015, 1347 nucleotides. RefSeq lists its product as uncharacterized. NCBI's taxonomy places the organism in Eukaryota, Metazoa, Chordata, Actinopteri, Salmoniformes, Salmonidae. The record is from RefSeq and is a predicted model, not a curated record.